Molecule: messenger RNA, 2626 nt
Organism: Entelurus aequoreus (snake pipefish)
Lineage: Eukaryota; Metazoa; Chordata; Actinopteri; Syngnathiformes; Syngnathidae
Exons: 6
Coding region: 22-1032 (336 amino acids)
Biological process (GO): response to bacterium
Source: RefSeq, a predicted model, not a curated record
UUGGUCCAACGAGAGGAGAAAAUGUGGAUCGUGCUUCAUCUGCUGCUCCUGCUCCAAAGUGGAGCAUGUACAGGUGCCUACAACUUUUCCACUCAGACUCUUGGACUUGGACAAAAUGUCUCUCUGACAUGUCCCCGCGGGACAACUGAGAAUAUUGAACGCUUAAUUUGGAUCCGACUUGUUUCUGGAACCUAUCCUGAAAUUUUAGCUACAACGGCAUUUUACGAUUCAGGACCUGUUGAAAAUGGAACAUUGAAUACUGGACAUCGCAUCACAGCCAAAAAAGAACAAGGAACAUUUGUUCUGCAAAUUAGUCAAGUAGAGAAAAGUGAUACGGCGAUCUACUAUUGUUUAAAAGUGAACUUUGGUCAAUUCUCGUUUUUGAAAGGAACAUUCCUUCAGGUCACAGAACCAGAACCCUCCGUGUCUGUUGUCUCUGAAGUCCAACCAGGACCGCCUGUGAAGUUGCAGUGCUCAGUCCUCUCCCACUCUGGGAAUGACAUCUGUCAGGAUGGACACAAAAUGUCCUGGUUCAGAACUGGACCAGAAAGUGUCCAUCCCAGCUUUGUUUACGCUCAUAAGGAAUGCAAGAAGAUCAAAGAUAAGUCCACACAGAAAUGUGUCCACACUUUCUCAAAGAACGUCAACUCCUCUGAUGCUGGAACUUACCUGUGUGCUGUGGUCACAUGUGGGAGGAUUUUCAUGGGAAAUCCAAUAAAAGUCAACACUAAAGAUGGUGGCAGCUCUGAUUCAUACAAGUAUGUUAUAAUCGUCUUGAGUGCUGCUUUGGCCUUAAGUUUCAUCAUGUCAGCCUUCCUCAUCAACAAGAUCAGGACAAAAAACAGUUUUUCCUGCAAAGCUGGUCCACAAACACUCGAUGAAACAUUCAGUCGCGUCCAGCAGAGAGACGAGGACUCUUUGGUUUAUUCCGUGCCGACCAUUGUUACCAAGAAAACUGGCAGAGCGAGGCAGACAAAUAGGAGGGCAGCAGAGGAAUUCAGCACGUACGGUGACGUGCGUCUUCAAAACUAAAUCCUCCUGCUCUGAUUUACCAAAGUAUUAUCUUAAGAGUUGUAUUGACUUUCUGUAAGACUUGGCGCAGUGUGCUGAGAGAUGCAAGACCUGUUGAUGAAGAUAAUCCAAAAUUUACUAUAUUUUCAGGUUAUAGGCUGCUAUUUUGUUUUCACGAUUUGAACCCUGCACUUUAUACAAUGCUGCGGCUACUAAUAAAUAUUUAAGGGUUCAUAAACUAAAUUUGCUCUUUAGCGCCGCCCUCGUGGCUCCCUGUAACUUUUUCAAAAAUGUGUGAAAAUGGAAAAGAUGGUGGAAAAAAUAUAAUUUUUGUUUUAAUAUUGUUUUUGUAAGAGAGCAAACAUGACACACACAUUCCUAAUGGUCAGAAAUCCCACUGUUUAUAUUAAACAUGCUUCACUGAUGAGAGGAUUUGGCGAGCACCGUUUUGUCCAACUAAUUUGGGCGGCCCAUCAACGCACCGUAGUUUGUUUACAUGUAGCUGCCACUCUUUUUUGGCUCAUUUUGAGAAAAAAAAAAAAUUCAGUCUAAGCCUGGGCCGCUGGAGAGGGGGUCCAGACUGAGGCCAAGGGAAAAAAACUUCAUAGCCAUAGCACACAUAAACAUGUGUUUAAGAGGGUAUCAUCAAAUAACACAAAGGAAAUUAAAGACAUUAGAAGAGCAGAGCUGAUGCAACCAACCACUUCUACACACAGCCACACAAGUAAAACAAAAAAACAUAUACACUGUGGUGGCCUCUGCGGUGUUCUACGCCAUCGUCUGCUGGGGUGGGGGGAGCAUGGCCAGAGACAGGAGCAGACCCAACAAAGCAACCAUGAGAGCCGAUUCCACCCUCGACCGCCCACCAAUAUAAACACUUACAUCAUGUGUUGCCUGCAUUGUAAGACUUAUGUAAGGCGUUUACUUUUUUGCAGCUCCAAAAGGAUUUUUAUUUGGUAUUUUUGGUCCAAUAUGGCUUUUUCAACAUUUUGGGUUUCCGACCCCUGCAUUAGUCCAAUGAAAUUGCCAAAAGGGUUAUGGUGGACCAAAUAAACUGUUCACAGCAAAUCAAAACGCACUCACACUUAUUAUGGAGAAGUCGCAACAAAAUGCACACAACAAAGCUCCAAAGUCAAAGACGAUCGACACAGGCAUCGAACAACAAAACGGCCAACGCCGCACAGAACGGAACGGAAAUCCACCACCACUAACAGGCCCCAACAGGACGCGCCAAAGAAGACACGUUCAGUAAAGAAGGAGGAGAAGGACGAAUACCGCGCUCAGGUAGGCUACUCUAAGCUGUUCUACAGUCACUGUCUUCUGUCAAAUUUGGGACUGAACACAAGCACCUGUGUAAAUAUUGCAAUGUCUGCAUCUGCAAUUACAGAUUUGUCCAAAAAUGUAAAAUUUAGCCCAGAUUUUGCAAUAUUUUUUAUUGUACUUUUGUGCUGAUUUGAAACAUAAAUGUCCACCCUGUUUAGUUCCAAAAUCAAUAUCAUGUGUAUGUUGAUGAUACUUCAUACUGCAAACAGUAAAUAAAAAGUACUGACAUUUUGCAGUAUUCUUGCUCUGUGGAGUCAUUGCAACAAUCGUGUAUGACAUUGUUGCACACUUG